UGCCAGAUGUCAUACACAUCUGUCAACGUGCAAGAGAUCUGGCAGCCUCGUUGGAAUACCAUAUGUUAUAGUCAUACACAAUUCGCGUCAUACAAAUUCUGAUUACAAUUGUAAAUAAGUAAUGGAUUUCGUAUGGAUGCCAGCUAAAAAACGAGCUCGCAAACCUCGUAAAAUAGAACGGGAAUGGACGCCAUGCGAUGUGAAAAUGUUGAUUCAAUUGGUUGAACAACGGGAAUUGUUAUGGGACUCGAGUAAAGCGACACACAAGGAUGGCAAGAUGCGCGAAAAAUCCUUUCGCGUUAUCGCCGAAGCUAUGAAUCGCUCUUUGUCCGACUGCAAGGCCAAAUGGGAUAAUCUCCGAGCACAAUAUCGAGGCUAUAAGCUGAAAGCAAUUCAAAAUAUGUCGAUCAAAUGGCAAUACUUUGAGGCCUUGCGAUUCUUAGAUAAAGUGUGUGAACCCCAAAAAUAUAAGAACUCUUCAAUUAUUUGCAACGAUCCAUCAAUGCUCAAGGUUGCCUUUGGCCAGAGUCACGAUCAAUACAUGGAAGAACUGAACACCUGUUCUAGUUUCUUCUCUGCUGCUAGACGAAGAGAAAGGAAGGAGGAAGACUUACAGUCGGUGCAAUUUAGCGACGAUACUAUGAUGGCCAAAGCAAGAGCUGCUCAAGAACAAAACAGCACUUCAGCGCAAAUAUUUGGCGAUUUUGUGGCUGAUCAAAUGCGCAGUCUGCGACCACAUAUAGCUGAUGAUUUAAAGAAAAAUAUAUUAAAAUUGGUACUUGAAGCACUAGAACAAAAUAAGCACUAGACGCCUAGCAAUACAACAUUUCCAACUAAAAUAAUUAAGUUUAAUAUACAAGUAUGUUCUCUUAACAAUACAAAAUACUAACCACUUCGAAACUCGAAUUCAAUUAAAAUUUGAU
Drosophila nasuta is the source of this 923-nucleotide messenger RNA. RefSeq lists its product as uncharacterized. The record is from RefSeq and is a predicted model, not a curated record. The transcript has 3 exons. Bases 122 to 808 code for a protein of 228 amino acids. Lineage: Eukaryota; Metazoa; Arthropoda; Insecta; Diptera; Drosophilidae.